UGGGGCAGAGAGGAGAUGCUCCAUCUUGGUCUAAAGUUGGCAAACGAGAGUUCUGAGGAGCGACUAACUGAAUGUGUUGUUGUGUCCCUCGUCACUCUGCAGAUCUUCCUGUGGGAGCAGAACCUGGAGCAGUUUCACAUGGAUCUGUUCCGCUUCAGGUGCUACCUGGCCAGCCUGCAGGGAGGAGAGCUGCCCAACCCCAAACGCCUCCUGGCUGUUGCCUCUCGCCCCACCAAGCUUGCAAUGGGCCGGCUGGGUAUAUUCUCAGUCUCUUCCUUCCAUGCACUGGUGGCAGCACGCACAGAGAACGGAGUGAGACGGCGAACCCAGGCCAUGUCUCGUUCCUGCAGCAAGCGCAAGAGCAGGUUCUCCUCCCUUUGGGGCCUGGACACUACCUCAAAGAAAAAAACAAAAGCCCAUCCCAGUAUCAACCAGCAGGUCUUUGCUGAUGGCGGCGAGCCAGUGAAAAAGCCUGUAGAUGGCAUACAUGUUGAUCCUGCCAAGGAACACAGAAAAGGUGAGGAAGGAUGUGUGAAAAGCCUUCCGCGGCCCAGCACGGAAAGUGACAUCUGGGUCCCCGACCACCUCACCCCCUCCUGGGUGUGUCUGCCAAAUGACCAGCCGGUGCUAACCAUCAUCCAGCCAGGGGAGUCAGCACUGUGCGUUCUGGAAACUAUCUGCAAGGCUCACCAGCUGGAUCCCACCAAGCACUACUUGCGUCUCAAAUUCCUUAUCGAAAACCAAGUGCAAUUAUACAUUCCCAAACCAGAAGAGGAUGUGUGCGACUUGCUUUACAAAGAAAUUGAGCUCUGCUCCAAAAUUACAAAAGUAAUCCAGUUUGACAGAGAUGAAUCCUGCAUGAUUGGUUACGGUUUCUCCAUUUCUGUGGUGGAGGAGGAUGGAGUACAGCAGCUCUACAUCACGGAUGUGAAGGCGGGCGGAUUAGCCUUCGCCAAAGGUCUAAAUGCAGGGGAUGAAAUACUUCAGCUGAACGGGAAAGACUCUCACAGUCUCAACUUCUCCGACAUGAAGGCGGCAUUCUCUCAAGCUUCGCUGGCUUUGACAGUCAACACCCUGCCUUCUGUGGAACGCCGUCAGCUCUGCUACCUGCCGCCACGCCGCUCUGACGCAGAGGAUGAUCUCUACACGGACAUCUUCUCCCAGAGUCAAGAGGAGAUCCUGGACGACGGAGUGGGACUGUUGCUCGAGAGCUCAGGAGAUAGCCUGGACGACGACUCUGAGAUCUUCAGCCAGUUUGAGUGCAGAAAGAGUACGGAGCAGGUCGCUGCUUUCUGCCGCAGUCUCCAUGACAUGAAUCCCACCGAGUGUGUGUCCUCUUCGCCUAGCCCAGACUCGCCGUUCCCACCUCCGUCAACUCUGCGACAGCUCUCGGAUGCCGACAAGCUACGCAAAGUCAUCUGCGAACUUGUGGAGACCGAACGCACCUAUGUCAAAGAUCUUAAUUGCCUCAUCGGGAGAUAUUUAACCCCACUGCAGAAAGAGACCUUCCUCACACAGGAUGAGCUGGAUGUACUGUUUGGGAACUUGCCGGAAAUGGUGGAGUUCCAGGUUGAGUUUCUCAAGACCCUGGAAGACGGGACCAGAUUGGUUCCAGAUCUAGAGAAAUUGGAGAGAGUGGAUCAGUUCAAGAAAAUCCUCUUCUCCCUGGGAGGCUCUUUCCUGUAUUAUGCAGACCGUUUUAAAAUCUACAGUGCUUUCUGCGCCAGCCACACCAAAGUCCCUAAGGUCCUCGUAAAGGCCAAAACCGAUCAUGAAUUCAAGGCCUUCUUGGAUGACCGCAACCCCAAACAGCAGCACUCUUCCACCCUUGAGUCAUACCUGAUCAAACCCAUCCAGAGGGUGCUGAAGUAUCCCCUGCUGCUGAAGGAACUCUACUCGCUCACAGACCCUGACAGCGAGGAGCAUUACCACCUGGAUGUUGCCAUGAAAGCCAUGAACAAAGUUGCCAGCCACAUCAACGAAAUGCAGAAGAUCCAUGAGGAGUUUGGGGCAGUGUUCGAUCUACUCAUCACUGAGCAGAGUGGUGAAAAGAAAGAGGUGGCUGAUCUGUCCAUGGGUGACCUGCUACUCCACACCAGUGUGACCUGGAUCAACCCCCCUGCCUCCUUGGGAAAGUGGAAGAAAGAGCCCCAGAUAGCUACAUUUGUGUUCAAAACAGCAGUGGUCUUUGUAUGCAAGGAUGGAUCCAAGCAGAAGAAGAAAAUGGGUGGCUCCCAUCGUGUCUCUAUAUCUUCUGAAGAAAAAGACCCCUUCCGAUUCCGUCACAUGAUCCCAACUGACGCUCUUCAAGUCAGAUCCUUGGGCAAUGCAGAUGGCGAGGGCUCGGCUGUGUGUGAAAUUGUCCACAUAAAGUCGGAGUCAGAGGGACGGCCAGAGAGGACAUUCCAGCUGUGCUGUAGUUCUCCAGAGAGUAGAAAGGACUUUCUGAAGACAGUCCAUUCCAUCUUGAGGGAAAAGCACCGCCGGCAGCUCCUUAAAACGGAGAGUUUACCCCUCAACCAGCAGUAUGUGCCUUUUGGAGGAAAGCGCCUCUGUGCCCUGAAGGGAGCCCGUCCCGCCAUAAAUAGAGCAGCAUCUGCACCGACCAGAACUCUAGGCAGAAGGAAGUUAGUGCGCAACCGUUUCACCAUAGACACCGACAUAGUUUUUGAUGGCGACCCCGAACAGGACCUUGCUUCGCCACAGGAGCCCGACUCAAAUCGGCUGCAGCAGGACGACAAACCAGACGAGCCGCAGCAGUCUGAGUUAGCAGGUGACACAGACCGCUGGGUGGAAGAACAGUUCGACCUAGAAGAAUACGAGGACCCGGAAGAGGUGAAGGAGACAGACAUCCUUAGUGAUGAGGACGACGAGUUCUGCCAAACACCCAGGGCGCUGUCCGCUGAGGCCGACCUGGAGGCCCCCGUCAUGGCUUUGUCCUUGGAGAGUGAGGAAACGGAGGAGAGCGAGAGCCUUAAGUCCCCAAAGGCCAGCGGGACACCCGAUGAUGUGAAGCUGUCCAACACAGAGAAGCAGAGCGCCGUGAUCGAUGCAAAGCAAAUGGAGAAGGGUGAAAUUUGGGUAAGAAGGCAGCGAUCCGGUUCGUCCCCAGACUGUGGCACAUAAAAGCUGAAGGACAGGCAGACUGCUUUACACAGGCUCCAGCAAGAUCAGUCUUCACAAACAAUGCAUGGGCAUUGACAUAUAUCUACAUAAACAUAUAUGAGGAGAUAUAUCCUUCCUUACCUUACUUUGCUGAAUGCUUUUUGUACAGGUAGGAUCAGUGGAGCAAUACAGGAAUCUAGAACGAGGGAGCUUUCGUUAUCCCAAAUCAAAUGCUGUUACAUAAGAGGUCAAGUGUAAGCUUUGAGAGAUGAACUAAUGGUACAAUCAUGGAAUCUAAUCAGUUGCUUUGAUUGGCAUGGUUUGCACAUUUGGGCAGCAUUCUAUAGUCCUGCCUGCUGUUGCCAAAUUUAGGUAUUGUGAGAACAUUUGAUAUUUGUUUUGUCUGUGUGACUCAAAGAUAUUAUCAUAGUUAAGGGCUGUAUAUUGUUUGUCCUUAAAAAUAUAGAAUUGCAAAGGACAGUAUUUUCUUGCAUAGUUUACUGUACUUGUACAUUUUCACAUGAAUAUACACUGACAUGUUUUUGGGAACAUAUUUUCUAGUUAUGUAUAAUAUGAUUUGGAUCUCUUGCUUUACAGACUUAAAGCUAUCUUUUUAGCCUGGAAAAUAUUUUGUUUGCUCUCUUGUGACAUUUAAUAGUGAAAUUAUGUAAUAGCCCCUAUGUCAGAGGCUAGGGGCAUUUUAAAUUUGUUUUAACUUAAUCCUGUUUUACUUGAAUUUGCCGUUUCAUUUAUUUGUUUUACUGUCAAACCAUUUUCUUGUAUUUUUGCUCUUCAGUAUUGCCAUUUCAAGAACGCUCGAUGUUACAUUUCAUUCUUAAUACUUAGGGGUGCACACUAUUGUAGAGCAUUUGCACAUCAGUUAUUUUUAAAGUGUUAAAAUAUUUUCACUGGUAAUGGAUCACAAAGCAAUGUUUUUUUUAUUUAUUCAUAUGUAAAUGAAUUUGUUAGCAAAAAGCAUUAGUAAUCUUUUUUUUUUCACAAUGAAAGUCCAAAUUUGCUCAAGCAAUCAAGGGGAAAGACUUGCAGUAUGCCUGAACAGUGAAAGAAGUCAUACUUGUAAACAACUCAUUGUGCUACUAAGACUGCAUUUUUAUUACCGUGUGUAUAUAGAAAAAUGUAUUGAUAUCAUAAUAAAUACAGUUGUUUCCUACUUAUAAUUCAAA
This is a messenger RNA of Perca fluviatilis (European perch), 4289 nucleotides long. It is a transcript of the gene tiam1b, whose product is annotated as TIAM Rac1 associated GEF 1b. The transcript has 21 exons. The coding region runs from base 16 to 3126 and encodes 1036 amino acids. The record is from RefSeq and is a predicted model, not a curated record. Gene Ontology annotation, molecular function: protein binding; guanyl-nucleotide exchange factor activity. Gene Ontology annotation, cellular component: cytosol; plasma membrane; synapse. Gene Ontology annotation, biological process: activation of GTPase activity; positive regulation of axonogenesis; small GTPase-mediated signal transduction. NCBI's taxonomy places the organism in Eukaryota, Metazoa, Chordata, Actinopteri, Perciformes, Percidae.